Aspergillus melleus is the source of this 525-nucleotide messenger RNA. RefSeq lists its product as uncharacterized. The transcript has 2 exons. The coding region runs from base 1 to 525 and encodes 174 amino acids. Lineage: Eukaryota; Fungi; Ascomycota; Eurotiomycetes; Eurotiales; Aspergillaceae. The record is from RefSeq and is a predicted model, not a curated record. Gene Ontology annotation, molecular function: monooxygenase activity; iron ion binding; heme binding.
AUGGAGGCCAAAAUGCCUCCAUCUGAAAAGUCAGUUCAGAGACUACACCAAGAAGCCGAAUUAAUCAUCCUUGCAGGUUUCUCCACGACCGGGUCAACCGCAUCUCCGUUAAUAUUCGAACUCCUCGCCAACCCAGACAAACUGAACAAGCUAAGAGCAGAGCUUCUCCAGGCCCUUCCCAACCCAGACAGUCCUAUGAGUCUCUCGGAGCUUGAAAAACUGCCCUAUCUCUCUGCGGUAAUCCAAGAAGGACUUCGAAUGCACCCUGGGGGCAUUCUUCGUAUGCAGCGGAUAUCGCCCGAUAAGCCUCUCCAGUAUAUUGAUCCUCGCACCGGUACCACCACGACUUUCGCACCCGGCACUUCAAUCAGCAUGGACGCUCGGUCCGUUAACAUGAAUCCCGAACUGUUUCCGAAUCCAAGCGAGUUCGUUCCGGAGAGAUGGCUUGAAAAUCCACAGCUUAGCCGCUAUCUACUUACGUUUUCCAAGGGGACGAGGAUAUGUCUUGGGUGGGUUCUUCUCUGA